AUGAGACUUGCUAGCUUAGUUCCAUUUAUUCCUGCCGAUCUCGUUGCCUCCCUCGAAGCCCAUGGUAUUCGCACGGAAUUCGAUUUGCUUUUCUCAGCCUCUACGUUCGACAUCUAUAAGCGUUUGCCAGCGAACACCGUCACAUUCCAAGAGCUGAUUGACUAUACUUCCCUCGUUGCGGAACACUGUGCUGCCCCUGGGAUAUCAGGUCAAGAGAUCUUUCGACUCGAGAAACUUGCUUCCUCGGAAUAUAGCGAACUCCAAAGUGGGUGUGCGAGUCUUGACGCUCUUCUCCAUGGUUUAGGUGGUAGGAAAGUGCUUGAAAUCUCGGGCGAUAAAGGGACUGGUAAAUCUGUGCGCUCUCAGGAGACCCUCGCUUUAAGUCUGCUUUUACACCAUGUGAAAUGCUCUCCUGCCAAUAAGGCCGUCUGGAUCGAUACUACUGGGGAAUUCUCACUAGAAAAGGCUACUCAAUUAAUAAAUGCUUUUCAGAUGCCUCCAACAACCCUUGAACGAGUGGAAGUUUCUUUGGCAUUUGACAUUGAUGGUGCUCGAGCUUUAUUUGAAGAAAUCAACCUAAGGGCAGAGAUCAAAUUCCUCGUAAUUGACACUAUAACACCUCUUCUUGGACCUCUUCUUAGUGCAGCCUCGGCUCAAGGUCAUGCUAUUAUGACUGAGUUCAUGCAGCAACUUCAGUCGUUUUCCCAGUCGUUUGGUGCCUCGGUUCUUGUGGGUGCCCAUAAAUGA
Psilocybe cubensis is the source of this 747-nucleotide messenger RNA. Its product is annotated as DNA repair protein RAD51-like protein 4. Gene Ontology annotation, cellular component: Rad51B-Rad51C-Rad51D-XRCC2 complex; replication fork; centrosome. The record is from RefSeq and is a predicted model, not a curated record. The transcript is spliced from 4 exons. NCBI's taxonomy places the organism in Eukaryota, Fungi, Basidiomycota, Agaricomycetes, Agaricales, Agrocybaceae. Gene Ontology annotation, biological process: double-strand break repair via homologous recombination; reciprocal meiotic recombination; DNA strand invasion. The coding region runs from base 1 to 747 and encodes 248 amino acids. Gene Ontology annotation, molecular function: single-stranded DNA binding; ATP-dependent activity, acting on DNA; four-way junction DNA binding.